Messenger RNA from Juglans regia (Persian walnut), 1997 nucleotides. Its product is annotated as small RNA degrading nuclease 5. Gene Ontology annotation, cellular component: nucleus. The record is from RefSeq and is a predicted model, not a curated record. The transcript has 14 exons. Gene Ontology annotation, molecular function: exonuclease activity; nucleic acid binding. Lineage: Eukaryota; Viridiplantae; Streptophyta; Magnoliopsida; Fagales; Juglandaceae. The coding region runs from base 44 to 1762 and encodes 572 amino acids.
GAUCCUCUCCUCCGUGCCUCCGCGGUGUGUGAGAGUACGAAAUAUGCUCUCCCACAACAAAAAGUGCAAAUCUUUGGCUUCUGAGGAAGAAGAUAGUUCCAAAAAUAGUUCCGAACGCUCCAAUUUCGUCGAUGUCUAUGGACCUCAAGGUAAGGCAGAAGUUGUUUUCCAAACGCCUGAAGCUAACUCAACUUUGAAUCUUCAAGAUGUUCAAGGGCUCAUAACUUGGGUGCUUGCUGAAGGAUUCAUGCCAUCAUGGGUUUUUAUUAAGAACAAGCCUCUUAUUCCAAAAGUGGUUAUGCUGUAUGUCCCGGGUCUGGAUGCAGCUUUGUAUUUAUCACAGUCUAAAAGACUUUCUAGUUUCAAAGAAUUCUGCGGCAAUCCAAGACCAGUUUUAGCUCUAAGUUGUGUAUCAGAUGGCAUGCAGACGAUAGAUGCUCUCCUAACUUGCAAGCAGAAAAGAAAGCGAGAUGAAUGUAAUUCAGUGUUGAGGAACUCUAAGCUGGCAUUAGAAAAAGAACAAUGUGGUACUGGUACAGGCAUUCCAUCUCUUGUGGAACUUACGAAAGAUAUACCUUUCCCUGUGACAUAUUACACGCUCACAGGGAAAGAGAUGGAAGACAACGGAUAUUGUCUCAAUCAACCAGGAUUUCUUUGUACUCUACCUGCUCCUUCAGGAUCUUUCUAUGAAAUUUUGGCCCUUGAUUGCGAGAUGUGUAUCACAUGUGAAGGUUUUGAGCUUACAAGAGUGACCCUGGUGGAUACCAGAGGAGAGGUUGUGCUGGAUAAAUUGGUUCGGCCAUUAAACCCUAUCACCGAUUACCUUACCAGGUUUAGUGGAAUCACAUGUGAGAUGUUAACUGGGGUGACAACAAGUCUUAAGGAAAUUCAGGAAGAAUUUUUAAAGCUGGUUUACAGAGAGACCAUCCUAGUUGGGCAUUCCUUGGAGAAUGACUUGUUAGCAUUGAAGAUCUCUCAUAAUUUGGUGAUUGACACUGCAAUAUUAUACAAGCACCCCCGUGGUGCUUCUCAUAAAACUGCUUUAAGAGUCCUUGCCAGGAGAUUUCUUUCCCGGGAGAUACAACAGUCAGGCAAUGGUCAUGACAGUAUUGAGGAUGCAAAAGCUACUAUGGAACUAGCACUUUUAAAGAUUCGCUCUGGACCUGACUUUGGUUCACGUCCAUCAUACAUGCGGGAAAAGCUCCUUACAGUUCUGAGUCAAUGUGGUAAAACUUCUUCUUUCAUUGAUGAUGUCUCCAUAGUGAAGCGAUAUGCCUCUGGGUCAUCCCAUGCAUUUCCUGUCUCUUCUGAUGAUGAAGCUCUAGCAAAGGCCAGAAAGGAGGUGAAGAAUGAACACAUACACUUUGUCUGGACUCAGUUCUCGGAACUGAAUUCCUAUUUCAGAAAACAAGCAGAGGAUGUAGAGAAAGUAAAUGGAAGACUUGCGGAGAUGGUGUCAUUGCUUACAUGUCAAAAGAAGUGUGCCAACAGAAAAGGCACCAAAUGCAGUGUCACACCUGAACUAAAGGGAGUAUUAACUCGCAUAGAUACUAGGAUCCGUAGCCUCUACACCACAUUACCCGCUAAUGCCAUGCUUAUAAUUUGCACUGGCCAUGGAGAUACGGCAAUUGUGCAUAGAAUGAGGAAAAUGCUAUCAGAUCAGAGUGAAACCAAUAUAUGCCGUGAGAAGAUGGUAAAGGUCUUGCAAGAGUUCCAGGCCCAAGCUGAGGUUGCUUUGUGUUUUGUAGGAGUGAAGCAUUGAGUUUUGAGUGUAAAAAUCUGCGGAAGGAAAAUUUGCUCUCAUUAUUUUGUAAUUAAAGCAGUAAUUACUAUAUCAAUGCAGCCGAUAAAUUUUGUUAGAAGUAGGCAUUAAUUCUGUUAUUGGAGAAAAAUAUGUGAAGUUAGCUGUGAAGGAAACAUGUGAUGUACUGUUAGUAUGAACAAGUGCAAAAGUGCGGCUAAUUUGAAAAACUUGUACGCGUAUUGUUUCACUGCCA